AUGCCUCGCAGACGACUAUGGGCCUUGACCUCUCUUUUCCUCCUCCUCGCCCCAGCGCUCGCCGCCGACGUCCACGCCGACUUCUCCUUCUAUCCCGUCGGCGCCCAGGAUUGUCUCAGCCAAGCUGCCACAACGUCAAAAUGCGACGGCAACACCGUCAUGGACCUCAACACCUGUCUGUGUGGCAAUUGGGGCAACUUUGUGAUUUUAACCGCCAUAUGCAUUGGCAAGAACGACAAGGCGGAUUCGGUGCCGGUGUAUAAGACGAUGGUGUCUGCGUGUGCGGAUUCCAAUACGCCGCUCAACGUGGCUCCCGACGUCUUUUACGGAGCCGUCAAUGGCCAGCUCACGAUGACGGCCUCGGCGGCCACAACAAUGACGACGUCGACGACAACAAGCGCGACGACCUCGGCGACGACAACUACAACGACUACCGCGACUCCGACCGGCACGAGCACCGCGGCGCCCGUCAGCGAGAACCUCUCGACCGGCGCGACAAUCGGCAUCGCUCUCGGCGCGUCCUUUGGCGGCGUGGGCGCCAUCGCAGGGCUCGUCUAUUUCCUGCUCCGCCGGUCCAAGAAGCAGGGCGAGGAGUUCCACCCCAUGCUGCCCAAUUCCACCGAGGAGGCCCGCCCCUUCGGCGGCCAACAUCCGCCGCUGUCCGAGCCCACGCCGUCGCCGGGCAUCGCGAGCACCUUUUCCGAGGCCAAGCGGGCGUCGUGGGUGUCGCCGCUGCAGAGCCCCGAUCCGUACCGGUACUCGGCGGCGACGUGGGAUGCGACGCAGGGCGCGUACCAGGGGCCGUAUGCGCCUCCGGAGGGCGCCGUCGAGCUGCCGCCGCAGACGGCGAGUGUUGCGAGCAGCGCUUCGGGCAUGGUGUUUGAGAUGGACGCGACGACGUCGCAGCUGUCGUCGGGGCCGGUUGAGAUACAGGGGGAUGUGCCGCCGUUUACAGAUCACGGGAGGAGGUGA
This is a messenger RNA of Trichoderma aggressivum f. europaeum, 972 nucleotides long. RefSeq lists its product as uncharacterized. Bases 1 to 972 code for a protein of 323 amino acids. NCBI's taxonomy places the organism in Eukaryota, Fungi, Ascomycota, Sordariomycetes, Hypocreales, Hypocreaceae. The transcript has a single exon. The record is from RefSeq and is a predicted model, not a curated record.